CAGCCUUAAACAUCAAAUGAAGCUGUCGAUAAGAGCACAACAAAUAUAUUUUCUACGAUUUAAUUGAUUACGAGGAUAGCUAAGAAGAGUCUAUGGAAAGUCAAGGCAGCCACGACCAAGGUCGCAACGUUAUACUGGAACGACAGGAACGCGUCUCGAUCCAGGCGCAGGUGAGGGAACUCUACCGCCAUCAAUCGGUCAAAGUUCCCGGUUCCGCCCCCAAACAGCACUCAUCCGUCUCGUCGGACCUAGAGAAAAUCCAACGAACCCGCCAGAAGGUGAAUAGCUUGAACCGGAAGAUCGAACAUGAGAUAGAAAAUCUGAAGCGCUUGCGCAAAUAUUUCCUCGAAAGCAAGGAGACCAGAUGCAAAUCUGGGAGCCAGGAGAUGGCGAGUGUGAAGGACAUGACCUGGGGCCAGAGUUUGGAGGCCAAUCAAGCGAAGGUCAGACCUUUGGUUGGCAAUAGGAGUCCUGUUUCUGGCCCUAGAGAUGCGGUUUUAACGUCCUCCAAAUCAGGAAGCAAGGGGUCCAAAUGCCAAAUGUCCUCCAAAUCAGAAAGCAAAGGGUCCAAAUGCCGUACAAUGGCAGUAAAGUGUUCGCCAGCUGUUGAUCCUACGGAACUCAGCCGUAGAGCCAGUGGUGGAUGCUGCAACUGUUGUGGAAACUGCGAACUGAACCAUCGUACUACCUAUCAAAACAGCUAUGGAAAUAACACCUGCAAUUGCAAUUGCUGUUGCAACAGCAACAUGGGACAACAGCAACACUUCUGCGGUUGCAGAGGUUUCUAUGGUCACAUUUCACCCAAUCAAGGUAUGCAUUUUGGUAUACCUUAUAGCAUCAGUCCACGUCAGACUUGCAAAAGAACGGUCACCGAUCUGAAUACCCAGGAAAUUUGUCGGAAUCGUGCUCUAUCCCCCAAAAAUCAAUGCCAGCAAAAGGAGUCUUCCUUACGAACUAAGUCGCGGGAGAAAAAGUGCCCAGAUAGGGGUAGAAAAUCCGACGCUAAUAAAAAAUUGGAUGUGAAGAUUAAGGCGGAUAAUACCACCACUGACUGCGCCCCAUUAAGCCAACACAAAAAGGAUACCAUAAAGAAGGAACCCGAGCAAAGAAAGCCCAAAGUGAAAAUCGAAAACAUGGUAGUCAGUGAUUUUGUGACUUCGAAGGAGGCCAGUGUGAAAGCUUCACCAUCUAAGAUUUGCAAAGAUGAGCACACGGAUGAAACCAAGGCCCGGAUGUACCAUGAUUAUUUAAGCCUUUAUCAACAGGAGAAUUCCAAGAGUGAGCUCGGUGGACGCACAGCUGUGGCUACGAAUCCCACCUACACAAGAAUGCCAGUUAAAGAAGCGGUCAAGACGGAAACCAUAAAGCCGGAGGAUACUGAUAGGGUUAAGUCAAACUACAACUCACAAGAAGAUCUAAAAGUUCAAAAAUCUUCACAAGAUUCGAUACUGUGCGAUGCUGAUCAGAACAAAGUUGAAGGUCACAGUAGUACUGAUGAACAGCUAAUAUCUAUUGCAAAUCUCUGCUGCUGCAAUGUAUUCAAGGAAGGAAACACUGGUCAAAAUGAACUGGAAUCUUUUAGCCACCACCAAAUGACUGAUCAGCGAUCACCUAGAUCUUAUCCAAAAACAAAAGAUUGCUAUUAUUAUGAAGAGACAAGUCCAGGUCCCCCUAUAAACUAUGGUUGCCGUGAGAAAAGGGGCUACCAAUCCCCGAAAGGUCUUAGAACCGAUCACGAUUAUUUAAAGCAUCAUGGAGCUGAUACAAGGUACAUGAACGAUUCCAGAUCUGUAGCUCCCUGGAACUGUACUUAUUCAGAAAAGUCCCAUGACCAUGAUAGACACUUGCAUAAAACUAAAAGUGCCACAAAGGCCAGUCGCAGCUUGUAUCCCCAGCCAUCCAAGACCUUGAGGCCUCUGGAUAAAGACUGUAAGGUGGUAAAACAGGUGAGGCGGGUGGUCUCCAAAGAGCGAAUCUUUGUGCAAGAGAUUCCGAUGAGUGUUGGACCAUUGAGAUCUCGCCCUAUUCAGCGAUCAGAAUCACGCCAGAGCAUUCAGAGCACCAGUUACGCAUUGUUUGCUCCUCAAAAUCAGAAGAAUCCCCCAGUGAGACAGGUCCAAAGAGAAGCGAGGAAGACACAGACAGAGAUUCUUUGUCGGGAGGAGAGACCCACACAGACGGAGGGGCAUGCCAGGUGCGAGAAGGCAUUGCAAGUGUGCCUGGAACAGCUACAUUACCCCAGACAGGUUGAUUUACAUCCGCAUCCAUCACUACCAACUCCAUCUCGAGUCAAAAGUCCGCCCACACACUGUGAAGAUUUCUCGAAAAAUGAAAGUGUCGAGAGUAUGGUUCAAAAUCAACAUUUUGAAAAUCGAUAUAAGCCUAACGACAAUUUGCAUGAAAGAUCGGGUAAUUCCAAAGAUGAAUCUCUAAGAAACUAUCACGAUGAAAAGCAACGUUUUCCCAGGACUGAAGAGGAACUGAAAAGGAAUGCCAGUUAUAGAACAGGUUACGGCAAUGUCUAUGAAAAAAGUGAUCACGAGGCGUUGGCUUGCAGGCAAGAUGAUCUAAGUAAACCUUCCAAUAGAUCACCAACGGGAGAAACAAAAGGCUUUGAUGAUUCACCACAUCCCAUUUAUAAGCAGUCUAUUCCAAGAGAGCUUCAAAACCACGGACUAAGGCAGCAAAGUCUCACAGACUCCUAUAAUCAGAAAGAUUCCCGAAGUGUUAGUCCCAAUAGAAGCUAUCCUCCUAACUAUAAGUCUUUGAAUUCAAGUUCUAGUCAAGAACCCGACGAAUUCGAUCAUAAUCAAUGCUCCGAAUGGCAGGACGAGUACGAAACCCAGCAGAAUAGUUUAGACAUGCGUCAACACGAUAUUUCUUUCAAUGAUCCCAACACCGAGUACACAAGUUUUCCCGAUCAAAUUCCGUCGAGAUGUGUUAGGACAUCGUCUGAGUUUGACCGCUAUGGAAAAGAGCGAUCGGAUAGUCCUCGUAGGGUUUCACCAAGGUCGUGCUUGUCAUCCUCGCCAAGACACCAUUCAUGCAUUGAAGAGGGAGAAGUACCCGUUUUGGAGACAAUCUGCGAAAAGCGCACACGAACAGUUACCUUCGAAGACGAAUGUGGGGAUCUGACCAAGGAGGAGCACGUGCAGGAAACCUGUCACAGUCUGAUCGAUUGGGAACGGGCCCUCAAGUAUCACAUGGUGGAUCAGGGCAAUGAGACGGACAAUACGGAUGACAACCACACUUGCAGAUCCAGCAGUUCGGCGGAGCACACAUGUAUCGAAUCCACCUGCGAUGAUGACUUCGCCAGCUGCGAUGAGCCGGAUCCCCAGGUCGACUUCAAGCGGAUUCCGCCCUUCGAUGCCUGUCCCUGCAUGUACCAGACCUAUGUCAACCUGGCCGCCAUGUGCCAGGGUCGCUUCGUUCAAUGAGAAUCCUUCGCCCGAAACACCUUUUUAUUGUGCGUUGCCCAUCUUUUAUAUAUUUUUACAAUUUCGAUAUUCCGGCCAAACAUUAAAUUUGAGUUAACAUAAAACA
Molecule: messenger RNA, 3543 nt
Organism: Drosophila gunungcola (fruit fly)
Lineage: Eukaryota; Metazoa; Arthropoda; Insecta; Diptera; Drosophilidae
Source: RefSeq, a predicted model, not a curated record